Messenger RNA from Mya arenaria, 4012 nucleotides. RefSeq lists its product as uncharacterized. The transcript is spliced from 2 exons. Bases 1119 to 1856 code for a protein of 245 amino acids. Lineage: Eukaryota; Metazoa; Mollusca; Bivalvia; Myida; Myidae. The record is from RefSeq and is a predicted model, not a curated record.
UUGAAAUUGAUUAUAUUCGAUAGAAAAUUGAUUGUAUACGAACAUUUAGGAAUGAAAAUGAUCGGAGAUAGAUUGCAUAUGUUAAAUAGGCAUCCAAAUAUUAGUUCGAUAUUUUAUCAACUACAAUAGACUUGUUUGACUAAUAUUUUAUGUUCAUAUAGUGACACGGUUAAAAAAUAACAAUGUCGGUUUUAAAAUCGGAUAUAUAAAAGGGAAUAAUGAAAACAGAUUCAACCGAUAACUCACCUGGGAGCGCUAACAGUGUUCUGAAACAAAAUUAGCAUCACUGUUUGGAUAAAAAACACACAUAGAUGUAUAUAAAGAUCUGUGAAAGUAAUUACAAUGCGGUGGGCAUCCAGGAGUAUGGAUAUUGUUCUAAAAUUAUUAUAAAACUGUGAUUUAGCCUAAACGGAAUUGGAACCGAACAAAUACUAUGAACGAGGUUUUUGGAAUUUAUCAUAUUUACCCGUGUUAGAAUUGAUUCUGUGAACAUAUUUUGUGUCCGGAACAUACCAAAUUGAAAGAAAGAUCGCUAUAAUCGAGUGAAUUAUGAGAUUGUUAUAAUAUGAAAAUUUGAAAUUUUAAGAUCAAAAAAUUGAUUUUGUUGCCAAUAAUUCAAAUGGAUUAGUGUCUAAAAAUUGAUAAGAUUUUAACCAGCUAUAGGUAUUUAAAUUUCGAAUUGAACGGCUUGGUGUCGGAAACCCUCAUCGACAACGUUGAUUACAAAAACUGUAUUUCAACGGAAAUAGCCAAAGAGUGUUUCAGUGUAUUGAACAAAUAUAACAGAAAAGCGUCAUAGAUCUUCUGUCGUGUGCGUGAUUCUAGGAAAUUUGCUGUGCAAUCAUUGACUUUUAGCAUUGAUUGUUGUUUUAUUAGGUAAUGAAAAAGGCGAAGAUAGGGUGAGAAAUUUAUUCACAGCAAGAUAACAAAUCGGAAUCGAAGAAAAGCAUUUGUAACUUGCCUACGAGACAAAUACCCGGAGAAUAACAGUUGAAUGAACGUUUUGGUUGACAAGGAGAAUAAUAUGCAUAAAACACUUAUAUAAGGAAUUGGAAGAUAGAGAGGGUAUUAAAAGCGUUUUUAAUGAAAAUUAAUUACUAGGAAAAAAAAGUAAAGAGAUGGGGCUGGGUACUGAAACCAUAACGAAGAAGCGCAAAGUGGUUUACGAUGAGUAUACGGGAGGAUUUUACGCCGAGUCGAAGGUGGAAUCAAUACAACGUCAGUGUGACUACCGUUUACGUCUUACUGACGUCAUGAACAAAGCGGAACACGCUAAGUACCGUUUCGCGUGCAAGCAAGUGGAUGCUGAAAAGCAGUUGUUCCUUAUGAGAAAGGAGAAGGCUACACAUCGUCACAAUGAAGCUCUUGUGGACUACAAAGCGCAUUUAAAUGUUCUUGAUAAACUUGCAAAGGAACGGGAAGAGAUAACAGCACAAAUGAAUGAUAUAUAUGGAAAAUACCCACCAGAAAGUUUAAGAACAAAUUUAGAGGAGCAGAUAUUAAUACAAAGGAAAGAAAUGUCGCCGAUUGUUCAAAGACGUCGAGAAGCUAAUAGACUUUUGAACGACCGUAAACCGUUGGAAGAACUUGAUAGAACGAAGUCAACGGGUGACAUCAUGAAUGAAAUAAAGAACAGGAAAAGUAGAGCGAACAGUCCAGUGAAACGCUUUGCAAAACAUUCUCCAACAAACGAUGGGCCGAAACAAGUUCCAAAACUGAUGCUACCCGCAAUUACAGUGGACAUAGGCAAAUUGAAAAGUAAACGUCAAGCGGACGGGCUACAUAGGACUAAGUCAACCAAUGAUGUCUCAACACUGCCGUCUGUAUUUGUUACUGAUCCGAGUAGUUUUAAAUAGCCAAAUAACUUUACCUUAUUCGUAAAAUGCAUUGAAUUUAAGACUAUGAGUUGUUGGUACAAAUGCUUUAUAAAAUAAUGAGUAAAAUGCCGUAUUUCAUUUAUAAACGCAAUUCUAAUUUACUUAGUUAAUAUGGAAUUGUAAUUUAUUUCUUUUUUUUAAAUAUUUCUUUAAGCUUUUGAUUGUUGCCUAUCUGUAUUGUUGUUAUUUGGUUUUGCGUUUAUAGUUUAUAAAUAUUGCAAUACAUUAUAAAAUUUCAAUUUGUUACAUGAAUAGAUAAGCAUUCAAAUUGUCUCAUUUAUAUAUUAUAUGUCUUACUGGCUGCAAUUAUGGUAUGGUAACGCAUUUUAAUUUAGACCGAGAUGGUGAUUUAUUCGUUAUUAUUUUUAACUACAUAAACCACCACAAGCAGAAUUAGAUCUUUUUUGUUAAAUUUAUUUUACUUUUAAAAUACCUUAUAAAAUACGUUUACUACAUGGGCGCCGCCAUUCAACACUAUGACGUCACAUUUCUCAGAUUACGUCAAAAGUAUUUUAUACUACCUAUUUCAGUGUGUGCAUACCACGUGAUACAUUGCGUCAUAAAUGCUACGUUGGAAUGCAAUAUUUUGAUUUGAAAAAAUACUUGAAACAAAGAUAACUUCACUAUUUCUUCACCAUUUUAAAUGAAACAAAGCGCAGUCUACGCCGCUAACUGAGCCCUGCCUUCGGUCUUUAGCAGAGUUUGAUUGUGAGUUUAGUUUCUUUAGGCCACACCAAAUUGAUAUUUCAUUCCGCGGAUUUACCGCUCCUAUUUUUUUGAAAAUGUAAAAAAAAAAUAUUUUUUUUUUGUGCACCCGCACCUCCAUUUUGAUCGCCAAGCAGAUUUUUUUCAGGUAAUAAUUUAUCAAAAGGCUAAAAAUAAUCAAGUAUAAUUUUUCUACGCUAGUUUUCGUGUUUUUGUAAAGGGAAGUUACCGAUGGGUAGUGUUUUUAGGUUAUACACCACCAUUGUUAUUCCCUAUGUAAUUCAAUGUAAAAUUAUAAUUUUUAGACAACAUUUAAAGGCAUUUCGUGCGAAUGCAGGCUAUGAUAACCACAUAUAUUCUUAAAGUACAAGCUUUAAAUUACCUUUUAAGCCAAUAAAAAAGAGGGAUCAAGUUAUUCCUAAGAAAAAUCACUCCACUUGAAAAACAAACUCUAAAAACUGCACCGUACGCCAUGACAGAUCUUCCAAAAUGACCUUUCAACUAUAGGGCAGCGGUUUAUGCUUUAAUCUCUACUCAAAAUGAUAAAUCAAGCAAGAAUAGACACUUAAGGUAUAAAAGUUUCAGGAAUAAUGAUAGUUUUGAUUGACAGUGUAUUGAGCAUGUGAAAACAUGUCUAUCAUUCAUAAGAACAUUUUUUUUUAUUGAGAAUUUUCCACACAACGGAAGUACAUAUGACGUAAUGGUGACUUCAUUCCUUUAUACUGUAUAUCGAUCGGUUUAGCAUGGGUUUCAAUAAAUUCAAUCAAAAUGGCCGCUUCCGGUAUAAACAAUGUGGCUCGAAGUUUGGAAAUUAAAUCUUAUUUUUGACAAUAAAUAUGUUUUAAGCAUGCUUGAAGCCAUUGUUGAUCGUCUCAUUCACUAAAGGAUCAUUAUUUAAAGCAAUCAUUAUUCAAUAAAGCAUGUGUAUCUGAGACUGGUAAUGAUUAUAUUGCGUAAUUAGUGACUCGUUUUGAAUGGAAAUCGGAAUGAUCAACUUAGUACUAUUUUAUUCAAGUCAUAAUACAUGGGACCAAAAUUUUACCUCGUUACGACGAUGCUGAAGAUGUCACAGGUCAACUUUACUGGAACAUGAGUCAUUAAUUGGUCCAAAUUGAUGUAUCAAUCUUAUUUUUGAUCAAAUUCUGACAAAACAACAGUUAUGAACAAAUAUCGUUUCACUAAUAGCGAUAUAAACACUGGUCUGGAUAUACCUCAACAUAAGUAAGCCUAAGUUUAUCACCUUAUAUUUUGUUUGUAUUUGCAACAUAAUCCGGGAUUGUAAUGCACCAAUUGUAACCACUGCCCCGCCAACCCCUCGCCCUUGUUCCAGGGGUAUACGGGGGACAGCAGAGGCAAUGGGCUGUGUUUUUACCUUUCAGGUGGCCCCGCAGUGCCUAGUGAAUGUGGUUUUGUCUUCAUAUUGAAAAUAG